GACAUAUUGCAGAGAAAUAAGCUAAACUCAAACCUUAUUUUCAGAAUUAGAAAUGAAAUCAAUCAGCAGUUCUUUUCUCAGUUAAUAACUAACAUUGAAGUUCAAAAACCAGUUAUAGCUUCAAUUGAGUUAUUCUUCUUUAAAAACUUCAUCAUUCUCAUUACAAU
Blastomyces gilchristii SLH14081 is the source of this 167-nucleotide messenger RNA. RefSeq lists its product as uncharacterized. The record is from RefSeq and is a predicted model, not a curated record. The transcript has a single exon. NCBI's taxonomy places the organism in Eukaryota, Fungi, Ascomycota, Eurotiomycetes, Onygenales, Ajellomycetaceae. The annotation marks the transcript as partial.